Messenger RNA from Tribolium madens (black flour beetle), 3684 nucleotides. RefSeq names its product neuronal acetylcholine receptor subunit alpha-7 (gene nAChRalpha6). Gene Ontology annotation, molecular function: transmembrane signaling receptor activity; acetylcholine-gated monoatomic cation-selective channel activity. Gene Ontology annotation, biological process: monoatomic ion transmembrane transport; signal transduction; nervous system process. Bases 254 to 1795 code for a protein of 513 amino acids. NCBI's taxonomy places the organism in Eukaryota, Metazoa, Arthropoda, Insecta, Coleoptera, Tenebrionidae. The transcript has 11 exons. Gene Ontology annotation, cellular component: neuron projection; synapse; postsynaptic membrane. The record is from RefSeq and is a predicted model, not a curated record.
GAGCACCGACCGGAGUCCGUAUCUCGAGUGUUGGCGAGGUGUUGCAGCUGGUGUGCAUUGCCUCGUCUUGGUCCUCUGAAAUGGCCAGUGUGGUUCCGCGAGUUACGCCCGCCGAGCUCAGCUAGUAGUGGUGGUCGCUGGUGGGACGGUGGGCGUGUGUCUUCAGGACGCCCGGACGCCGACACUCCGGGGCAUGACGGCCAAGUCCGGAGGAUUGUCGCCGAAGACAUGAGCAGCCCUGCAUCGAGUUAGGAUGGUCCGGAGCGAGCAAGCGCUGGCGCUGCUGGCCACAGCCUUCCUGCUCUUCAUCAUGCCUCCAGGUUCGCAACAAGGGCCGCACGAAAAGCGGCUACUAAACAACUUGUUGGGACCUUAUAACGUCUUGGAGAGACCCGUAGCCAACGAGUCAGAACCUCUUGAAGUCAAGUUCGGCCUAACUUUGCAGCAAAUCAUUGAUGUGGACGAAAAGAAUCAGAUUCUCACGACAAACGCGUGGUUGAAUUUGGACGAGAAGAAUCAACUCCUAAUAACAAAUAUUUGGCUUUCUUUGGAGUGGAACGACUAUAAUCUCAAAUGGAACGAAUCGGAAUAUGGCGGGGUCAAAGACUUGAGGAUUACUCCAAACAAGCUGUGGAAGCCUGAUGUUCUUAUGUAUAACAGUGCUGAUGAGGGUUUCGACGGGACUUUCCAAACAAACGUUGUGGUCAAACAUAACGGCAGCUGCUUGUACGUCCCUCCGGGUAUCUUCAAGAGCACAUGCAAGAUAGACAUUACGUGGUUCCCCUUUGAUGACCAACACUGUGACAUGAAGUUUGGUAGCUGGACCUAUGACGGCAACCAGCUCGACCUGGUGCUCAAUUCCGAAUCGGGUGGUGAUUUAUCAGACUUCAUAACAAACGGAGAAUGGUACUUGAUAGGGAUGCCUGGCAAGAAGAACACCAUCGUCUACGCAUGUUGCCCCGAACCGUAUGUAGAUGUGACGUUCACGAUUAAGAUCCGAAGGCGAACGCUGUACUACUUCUUCAACCUUAUAGUUCCUUGCGUGCUCAUCUCCUCCAUGGCGCUACUGGGCUUCACGUUGCCACCGGAUUCUGGCGAGAAGCUCACUUUAGGAGUGACCAUCUUGCUCUCGUUGACUGUGUUCCUGAACCUCGUGGCAGAAACCUUGCCCCAAGUAUCUGACGCCAUUCCUUUGUUAGGGACCUAUUUCAACUGCAUCAUGUUCAUGGUAGCGUCGUCAGUGGUCUUGACCGUGGUGGUGUUAAAUUACCAUCACCGUACGGCUGAUAUCCACGAAAUGCCUCAGUGGAUCAAGACGGUAUUCUUACAAUGGCUGCCGUGGAUGUUGGGAAUGAGUCGUCCCGGUAAGAAGAUAACCCGGAAGACGAUUCUAAUGAACAGUCGGAUGAAAGAGUUGGAGUUGAAAGAACGAUCUUCGAAAAGUCUUCUUGCCAACGUUUUGGACAUCGACGAUGAUUUCCGGAACGUGUCAACCGGCGGGAAUAACGCUUCGAUGACGACUAGUUUAGGCGGUACGUUUAUGCGCCACCCCACGACGAUUGAGGAGGCAGCCGUCCCCAGUUCGGGCACGCAACGCGACCUUCAAAAUAUCCUACGCGAGCUUCAAUUUAUCACCAACCGCAUGAAGAAAGCCGACGAAGAGGCCGAAGUGAUCAGCGAUUGGAAGUUCGCCGCGAUGGUGGUGGACCGAUUUUGUCUGAUAAUCUUCACUAUGUUUACGAUCAUCGCCACAGUGGCUGUGCUGCUUUCGGCGCCACAUAUAAUCGUGCAAUAGGCGCGGCGCGGGGUGACUUUGAACUGACUUUUUACUGUGAUACAAGCAAGCAGCGUAUCGUGUCGGCACAGCAGCGUGUGCGAACAGCGAACGUGCCUUCCUGUGGAACAUUUGAACUGACAACUAAAAGGCAGGCACUUAUGUGCAGCGCCCGCGCAUUGCUGCUGCGGUUGCGAGUGGAGUCGCUCGCCCGAUUUUGCGAUUAGCGAAUUCGCUUGGAGAGCAACCAACCAACGUGCGUCAGUUAUCAGCAAUUGGGCAGUUCGCACCCUCCACGCUAAUCACUCUAGAGCUAGACAGUACCACAGUACACAGUACUCACGCGCAAGUACGCAAGUAGCCAGUUGGUAGGGUACUCUUAGUUCGAGGUACACACGUGUCUGCCUUUUGUUCGCCCAUUGAUACAAAUAAAAGGUGUCCACCUGCAUUAAAACAAUUGUGAUGAACUUCGCAAGUUAAUUAAUAAAGUAAUCUAAUGAUCAGUUAUAGAUUAAAUAGUAUAUAUAUAAAUGAGUCGUAACCGCGAGUAAGAUGCGCAAUGCGCACGUUUUAUACGAAGACCGAUAGUCGGAUGUAAGAUUGUAAUUGAAAAAAAUCAUUUAAUUAAUUGUCUUGCAACGACUGGAGGUCUGUAAGACGAUGGACGCCGUGUGCACGGCUCGUCCACCUCCUUGCUCACAGAUUAUUCGAGGAAAUGAUGUCGUCUUCCUACUACUAUUUAUUUUAUAAAGUGUGUUUUGAUCAUCGUAUUGGCCGAGCGCACGUCGUCCUCAUUUUAUAUCAUGUACCAUUUUUAAUAUCAUAUUUAAUAAACUUCGAAUUUUUAAUUAUUACGCAAGUUUCUAUACCAUUUGUGGAUAAGUGGGUUGCCUGCCAACCCGAUAAAUAAUAACAAUAAUAUUCUUUAAUUGAUAAUAAUGAAUGAAUUAACAAUAGCAUUUAAUACGAUUUUAAUAAAAACGUUUCUUUGGGCAUUUUAUAAUUUGGACGAGUAGUAACAUAUCUGUCGAGACUACAACCCAAAUCAAUCGGUCGCAUUGCCAUUGCGACGAAUGACCAUCUCUAUAAUGGUCUGCAUUUUUACCAAGACAACCUCAUACAAAAUCUCGGAUCACUCCGAACUGAUGACUUACUUAACUAUACCUGCUAUUUCUUUUUCCAAAAGUACCUCUUACUUAACAAGACACGCACUGUUUCUGGAAUGAGAGACGAUCGAAUGAAGCGAGACCAGAUAGUCUUUAGUAUCCGCCAAUUGUCCAUUCUUACUUAGAUUAGUAUCGCAGAGAUGUGUAGCCGAUCUUUAGAAAUUACGAAAUAUACUAGAGUAAAAUGUUCUCCCACUUCCCGGCUUCUUUAAUUUCACGUUUACAUAAAAUAUAAUAACAAUUCAUGCUCAAAUUUCAAAUUUUGUUCACUAUAUAAUAUAUUUAUAAUUCUGUUAUCCUGAUGCUGGAAUAAAUAGAUGAAUUAUGUCGAAUAAAUGUAUAUCGUAUGGUUGAAAUAAUAAACGCAAAAAAUUCAGUUUUAAUUCAGUGUUUCAUUUUUCAUACCACUAUAAUUAUAAACGUAAAUUUAUAUUUAUCAAAAAUAAAUCAUUUUUCUUUAGACACCUUUGUUUGAAAUUUUCAUAGAAAUUUAAAUACUUGGCGGUACCCUACUAAGUUCUCAUUUUAUAAUUAUCACAUAUUUGUUAAUUUUGUAUUGACGCGUGUGUAAAAUUAACACUAACAUUCGAUACACUAAAUAAAAUAGAGCUAAUGUAACUUCACUGUGUACGUUUCUAAGAUGUAAAAAUGAGAUGUAUGACUAUUUAUAACAUAAACUUAGAUAAAUAAAAGUAAACUUUUUAUAAUAAAGAUUGUUACGAUACAAUAAAAUUAUUGUAAAUA